This is a messenger RNA of Cucumis melo (muskmelon), 445 nucleotides long. Its product is annotated as 40S ribosomal protein S28-1. The record is from RefSeq and is a predicted model, not a curated record. The transcript has a single exon. Gene Ontology annotation, molecular function: structural constituent of ribosome. Gene Ontology annotation, biological process: ribosomal small subunit assembly; translation; maturation of SSU-rRNA. NCBI's taxonomy places the organism in Eukaryota, Viridiplantae, Streptophyta, Magnoliopsida, Cucurbitales, Cucurbitaceae. The coding region runs from base 1 to 198 and encodes 65 amino acids. Gene Ontology annotation, cellular component: ribosome; cytosolic small ribosomal subunit.
AUGGAAUCCCAGAUCAAACACGCUGUGGUGGUAAAAGUAAUGGGCCGAACGGGAUCAAGAGGGCAGGUGACUCAAGUGAGAGUCAAGUUUCUUGACGAUCAGAAUCGUUACAUCAUGAGGAAUGUCAAGGGACCUGUGAGGGAAGGUGACAUUCUUACCCUUCUGGAGUCCGAGAGAGAAGCCAGGAGGCUGCGUUGAUGAUAGUAACGUCGUUGCGGUUACUGAUGAUUAUCCUUCUCAUCAUGCACUCUUAAGAAUAGAAUGAUGGCUGUUAUCAAUUUUCCCUCUUAUGAAAAAUCUGAUUUUGGAUACUGUUAUUUUGUCUCGUACCUUUGAUUCUAAGAUAGAAUGUUUGAACUGGACGGAUAGUUUAUUUGGAUUGUCAAACUAUUUUGGUUCUUACAAGGAGUUCCUGUGAAAAAUAUAUUGAAGUUUCGAAGAAUAA